GGGUGGGAGGUGAUUUGGGGGAAGGCAGUCCCCGGGAGAGGGGUCUGGCUUUCCCUGCCAUCACUCUGAGCGAUCCCCGGGAGGGGUGGAAGGUGGGGGGAGGCGAUGGAAAAGUAUCAAGUGACACCUGAAGAAACUCAACUCUGGCCAGAGGAGUGAGCCGGGGAGGGCGGAAAACGGCCUCCCGGAUGGUCGCGUGGUUGGCUUAUUCCUUGGGAUGUCUGACGGGUCCAUCAGGAGACUACCGAGCCGGGAGAGGAGGGGCGCUGAGCAUCGCGGGGCGGGUCCCAGGAAGGUCUGCUAUCCAUCAGAGGCGGUGCCCAGGCUCGGUGGCUGAUCCCUCUGCGUCUGCACCCCGCACCGUCCCCUCGCCCCGGCCUCGGGUCGCAGACGCCCCCGGGUGACCCUCCGGGUUCGCCGAUGGAGCGGGCGGCUGCUCUGCGCUUCUCCGCGCCCGGCUCCCUUCUGCUCGUCGUGAUGCUCGGCGGCUCUGCACCGCUCUCAGCCCAGUUUACUGUUGUGGGGCCGACAGAUGCAGUCCUGGCCAUGGCGGGAGAAAACACCAAGUUUCACUGCCACCUGUCACCCGAGAAGGAUGCAGAGCACAUGGAGGUGCGCUGGUUCCGAUCUCAGUUCUCCCUGGCGGUGCUCGUGUAUAAGGCUGGGCGGGAGAGAACAGAGGAGCAGAUGGAGGAGUAUCAAGGAAGAACCACCUUUGUGAGCGAACAUAUCAACAAGGGGAGCGUGGCACUCAUCAUACACAAUGUCACAGCCCAUGACAACGGCAUCUACCACUGUUACUUCCAAGAAGGCAGAUCCUAUGACGAGGCUGUUAUGCACCUGAUGGUGGCAAGCCUGGGCUCUAAGCCCCUCAUUGAAAUGAAGGGCCACGAGGAUGGAGGCAUCCGGCUGGAGUGCACAUCCAUAGGGUGGUACCCAGAGCCCCAUGCCACGUGGAGGGACCCUUAUGGGGAGAUCAUGCCAGCCCUGGAGGAGGCUCACACUGUGGAUGCGAAUGGCCUCUUCAUGGUCAGCAUGGCUGUGAUCAUCAUGGACUUCUCUGUGAGGAACGCAUCCUGCUCUGUCAACAACACCCUGCUUGGCCAGGAGAGGGAAACUGUGAUUUUCAUCCCAGAGUCCUUUGUUCCCAGCACAUUCCCCUGGAUGGUGAGCCUAGCUGCUGUCUUGCCUUCUCUGCUCCUCUUCUCCGCUGGAAGCAUCUGUCUCGUCAGGAAACUCCACAGGGGAAAAGAGGUCGAAAAUGAAGCGAAAGAAGUUGCAUGUGAGGAACCGGAGAAAGAACAAGUGGAAAAAGAGAAAGAACGUCAAAUCCGAGAGCAACUUCAAGAAGAAUUGCACUGGAGACGAUCCCUGCUACAUGCUGCUGAUGUGGUGCUUGACCCCGACACUGCUCAUCCUGAGCUCUUCCUGACAGAGGACAGAAGAGGAGUGAGACGAGGCCCCUCCAGGCAGAGUGUCCCUGACAACCUGGAGAGAUUUGACUGCCGGCCUUGUGUCCUAGGCCUGGACAGCUUCUCCUCGGGGAGGCAUUACUGGGAGGUGGAGGUGGAAAAUGUGAUGGUGUGGGCCGUGGGGGUUUGUAGAGACAGCGUUGAGCGGAAAGGGGAGGCCCUGUUGGUUCCUCAGAAUGGCUUCUGGACCCUGGAGAUGUUUGGAAACCAGUACCGGGCCCUGUCUUCCCCCGAGAAGAUUCUCCCCGUGAAAGAGCGUCUUCGCCGAGUGGGCAUCUUUCUGGACUAUGAAGCUGGAGAUAUCUCCUUCUACAACAUGAGGGACAGAUCACAUAUCUACACAUGUCCCCGGUCACCCUUUUCUGGGCCCCUGAAGCCUUUCUUCAGGCUGGGGUCUGAUGAUAGCCUGCUCCUCAUCUGUCCAGCCUUCACUGGGGCCCGGGGGGUCACGGUGCCUGAGGGCGGCCUGAUCCUCCACAGGACGGGGCCCCAUCGCAGCCACCAUCAGUUCCCUGGCCUCAGACCCAAGUAGAGAAGCCCUGGCCCUCCUGCCACCAACGCACAGCACCCCUGGAAGGAAAUGGGCCCUUCUUCCCUCUGGGCACCUGAGAGAACCUCCUCCGGAGGCUCCUUUCACACUCUUUUCAGGCCCAGCCCCUCAUUAGGCUGCUGCUUUAGGAACUCAUUUGCUGGUAUCGUGGGGUAGGGGCCAGUUCCAAGAAGGGCCACCACAUGGCUCACACCCAAGAGGAACGUGUGAGAAAGUGACAGGUUUUCAGAUCAGAGUGACUCAGGGUGAAGGCAGCUGAACACACCAGGCUGCCAGGGGAGGAAAGCCACAUGUGGAGGUCAGGCAUAAAGGAAGCCAGCCAGGGGGUGCAUGGGGACCUAGGGUGUGGGUGCUCUGAGCCUUGCUGUGGUAGCUGAGGGAGCUCUGGAGCUGGUGGUCUGUUCCCACCCCUCCCUUGGCAUCUCCAGACCACACAGCACAACUCUCCUGGCCUCCAAGCUAAAGGAGGAUGAGGAUAAAGACACAUCUCAGCCUGGCUCAGGUCUCCCCUCAAUAGCCUAGAAGUCAAUACUCAGUUCCUGAGUAUGGCCUAAGGUUUAUGGUCCCACCUGAGCAGGUGAGUACCCCCAACUUGGCAGGUCCCCAGGUUCAGGUUCAGUGGGAAAAGCAGCUGACCUCAGGCUGCCUUUAAACAUUAACAAUUAUGGAGAGGGUCUCUUGAGUGGUGCAGUCAGUUGAACGUGCGACACUUGAUUUCAACCCAGGUUAUGAUCUCAGGGCCCUGAGAUCCAGCCCCUUGUCUCUGUGCUUAGUGAGAAGUCUGCUUGAGAUUCCCUCUCUCCCUCUCCUUCUGCCCUUCCCCCACUCUCUCACUAAAUAAAUAAAACCUUAAAAAUAAACAAAAAUUAAAAAAAUUAUUGAGGGGCCUCAAAGAGCUUUUGCUCAGCUGGGUUAUAUCUGCCAAUAUUUAUGGCAUUGAAGAUGGAAACUGAGACAUAUAAAAAAUGUAUUUGCAAUUUAUAUUAAAAUAGCAAUAAUAAACCCAUUAUAAGUUAAUAUAAAAA
Molecule: messenger RNA, 3047 nt
Organism: Canis lupus familiaris (dog)
Lineage: Eukaryota; Metazoa; Chordata; Mammalia; Carnivora; Canidae
Product: butyrophilin subfamily 2 member A2
Exons: 7
Coding region: 421-2004 (527 amino acids)
Biological process (GO): regulation of cytokine production; T cell receptor signaling pathway
Cellular component (GO): external side of plasma membrane
Molecular function (GO): signaling receptor binding
Source: RefSeq, a predicted model, not a curated record